Messenger RNA from Macroventuria anomochaeta, 1120 nucleotides. RefSeq lists its product as uncharacterized. The coding region runs from base 124 to 867 and encodes 247 amino acids. The transcript has 2 exons. NCBI's taxonomy places the organism in Eukaryota, Fungi, Ascomycota, Dothideomycetes, Pleosporales, Didymellaceae. The record is from RefSeq and is a predicted model, not a curated record.
CCGAUUAAGACGCAAACUGCUUAGUUAUUACCAUAGAUACACAGCAUUUUGCUGUCUUACAGCAGUGCUCCAGACUCCGUUGCAAUUUCCUUCUUCGCUCCUCGACAGCCCAUCACUCAAACGAUGGCCAAUAAUACGAGCGACGUCAAGGAACAAGUGAUUGCCUUGCUCUGCGGAGACGCAGACCCAUGGACUUGGGGAGGUGUUGACGCUUCGUGUCGAUUUACAUUUGAAAAAGAUGGGACAGGAACAAUCAGCUGCGGGGAGAACCAACAUGAUUGGUUUGCCGUCGAAUCUAACUGGUCAUUCACAGGAGAACCAGUCAAGGUUGACAACGACACCUGGAAAUUCACCGUCCAGAUGACCCUCACCACCCGCAUUGCCCCAGUGUACCACGACGAAAACCCGUGGCUCACAGGUGCCGCGCUUCAGGACCAUCUGCAGAACCCUCCACCUCCAAGCAAAGCUCCUUUCCCAUGGUCGCCGCUGCACAGUGCCGCCUUCAACCCCAAGCACUAUACACUCACGCUCUCGCGCGGCCGCUUCAUCGAGCCCUUCCACUACUUCAUCAAGAGGUCCUAUCCCCUCUUCCAAUUUGGGAACUAUGGAUCAAGUCGCUUUGCUCCCAACCGCUACGCGAGUCAGCUUGCAUUUGACGUAUCGCCGUACCCGCCGCGCAUGGAAUGGGCAGAGUCGUGGGAAUACGGUAGUCUGGGGCUAAGUUUGGACUUCCAUCAGCACUGGGAAAAGAAGGAAUUUGUGCGGGACGCAAUUGCCAAAAAGGACGAGACGUGGGCGGAGACGCUAGAUCUAGGGUGGUGGUUGAGUCCGGCCGUCGGAGACGCGUACAAGAGGGGCAUGACGUAGGGGCAGAGAAGAGCAGCAGGACUUGAAAGUGUAGCACGCAGUAUCGAGUGUAAAACUGUACAAUGACCGUCGGGACGAGAGCUGGUUCGCCCAUUACUUGUCCGUCUAGAUUAACUCCCGCUUCAGCAGCGGGUCUUACUUCCGGCAACUGGCCAGCAAUCAUUUUCCACGCUUGCAACGAAGCUCUGGAGAUAUUUGGUGAUUCUCUAAUCUUUCCCCCCACAUUUAUGUUUUGCUUGUCGAGGUUCCUUCG